This is a messenger RNA of Exaiptasia diaphana, 5084 nucleotides long. RefSeq lists its product as uncharacterized. NCBI's taxonomy places the organism in Eukaryota, Metazoa, Cnidaria, Anthozoa, Actiniaria, Aiptasiidae. Gene Ontology annotation, biological process: immune response. The record is from RefSeq and is a predicted model, not a curated record. Gene Ontology annotation, cellular component: membrane. The transcript is spliced from 5 exons. Bases 17 to 730 code for a protein of 237 amino acids. Gene Ontology annotation, molecular function: receptor ligand activity; tumor necrosis factor receptor binding.
GAAAACUUGAGCUGCAAUGACUACAAAAAGUGCUAAGAUUCCACUMGCCUACCGCKUUGUUAUUGCGUGCUGUGGGUUGAUAACAAUUGCUUCUGUAGGUUUUUUAAUAUGGAUUUUCAUAGGCRUAUCUAUAGAGUUUCGCGAACUUAAGGCGAAAGUCAUUACGAUAGAAAGUGAUUAUUUACUGGUCAGAAAAGCCGACAAGGAAUCAAAAGGCAGUAAUGGAAAACAAGGACCAAGAGGUUCAAAUAUCACUAAAAUUGUAGAAAAAGUUCUAGACAAACAUUUACCUACUGUUGCAGCAGGUUCUGUGAUUAGUGAAAGCAUUCAUUUAGUUGGAGAUAAAAAGAAAUAUCCACUCAAAGCAUUUGAUCAGAAAAUCAAGUCAUGGAAGGUCGAUCAAAAACAGGGUACCAUUGGCUACGUGGACAAAGAUGGCGCCAUUGUGAUCAGUGUUCCAGGAACGUACUACAUUUAUUGUCAAAUGCAUUACUACAACGAGAAAGAACACUUAACGGGUCAYWUCACYUACAUCAACGACAUUAAGAUUUUGGAAAGCAUCGUUGGGAUUUCCAACGGCUCAUUCAGCAAACACUUCACCAAGCAACAUGGCGGCUUGUUCCGAGUUGACCGGAAUGACAGAAUCCAAGUCCGUUUACCCUUCACGCAUAACUCGUAUGAAUUCACAAAGACUUCAAGCUACUUCGGCGCCUUUCGMGUAGGCCCUUAGGGGUUKUCUUUUUGCCCUMUUUUAWKUURCAWAGACUAAAAUGUAAAUAAUAUUUAACACAUUAAGCUGUGGUUGCCGAAUUGUUGUUAUCCAAUCCGGUUUCGUUGCAGCGGUAAAGUUCCCGCCGAAACUGAAACGAGGGGACAUACCAGCAACUGUCAUACACUAUUUAUAGACUAUAGUAACAAACAAUUGGCGCAAAAAAUCAUAUGACAACCGCGCCUAACGUAUAUUGAUUCGACUGAUUUCCAUACAUACAUUUUAUUAAACCUCAAUUAUGUAAUUAUUGUGAUUAUAAUAUUAAAAAUUACUAUGAUUGGAAAAGUAUAACAGUACUCAUAUGAAAAAAACUCCGAUCAGAUGUUUACCACAGAAAAAGUAUAGGUCGAAAAGCCGUAGUAUUUAAUACUUUAUACUAAAGAUUGACUAGAAAAGCAUCUUUUAAAUCUUGAAAUAAGUCUAAUCCAAUAAUGACUGGGAUUAUCGAAACAGGUACUUCCCCAAAAAUAUUACGUAAUAAUUAACAAAACAUAAGGGUUGAUUUCUGAGAAUCGAACUAUUGUGCAGMGACGCGCAAAGAUAAAGGAUGGAAGCUAGGCCAGAUACAAGAWUACUUUUCGCCAGACGAGAUUUUCUCAUCUGUUGUCUUCUCGUUAGCUGUGCCCUGAUWACCAUUGCCUCAUUCACGUUCUCCAUGUACACAGUGAAAGAAUUUAGCAAUAUAAAAGUGCGUCUUACUCAGCUGGAAGAAAAUCAAAGUAACGCUCAUCUAUUGUAUCCAAAARGUWACACARGAAGUACAAGAAAUGUCAGAGAAGUUACAGKAAACGUAAGUUAUGAAAUUUACUGAAAAAUCACGCUAAUGAACAGAAAUGCUAGAAAAAUGUUUACAUAUGUAUAAAUAGAUGGAUGUAAAAGAAAGUUGACCCGGUUAACCAUGCCAGACAAAACAGGAAAUUUAUAGUUGCACAUUGCAUCAUGAAGUACAUACUGCAAAGUACAAAAACCAGUCGUUAUCACCAGUAAGCAAGUACCAAAGUACCAACUUAAACUACAUGAAGUGUAUAACGUAAAUACAGCACGUUUACAAACAAACACAAGAAUAUUUCUGGUUGCCAAGUUGAAAAAUAAUAGUAACAAUAGUCGGUCAGUAGAAGUACUUUCACUUUCGAGACGUAUUACGUUACAAGCCUUGUAAACAGCAUCAAAAUAUCAUGUUUUGGAUGAAAAUCCCAAAAAAAUAUCGACAUCGAUAAUUCAUGUGUGUAGGCAUAUCUUACCUCCUAUGGUCAAUAAUUUGGUAUGAAUAUUUAAACUCUUUAUCUGUCCUAACGUGUUUCUAUUUAAAAGAUUUGUCUACCUUAAAUUCGGAAGAAAUUGGUGUAGAAUUAUUACUGUCUGAAUUGUAUUGUAACAAAAAGCACAUGAGAAAAGAAGAACCUUAUGAUGGACAUGUGCUUCCGCGUUAAGACAAUGUAUUCACUCUACCGCAUAAUCAUCUAGCAUCAAGGUGAUCCGAAAUUCAUGUCUAAGCGGGAUUUUAUGUUUUAUGUGAGGUUUUAAAGCGGCCCCAGGUGUUGAAUUUCACCGUAGAUCUUGAAUUCAAUGCAUGAGCAUCCAGCAUGGAUAAUAAUUAAAAUCCUGCCUGAGCGUAGUAAGGUUAACACCCACCCCCCUCCCCUCGGUAACACCCCCACCCCACCCCCCUGGGUCCAUGGAAGAACACGUCUUUGUCGAGUUUAGUAUAAGAGGGAUUUUUCUUUUGUAUUCAAAGGUCUUUAUUUUUCAAUAUAAACUAAUACAGGCGAAUUAUAAACCAGGGAAGGGUUUGAGACAUUUGACUUAUAACCUAUAAUUAUGAAUGCAGGGUCCAUGUUAGGGUUAAUCCCGAGGGAUCUAUAUAGCUUAAUGGCGAGGUUAAUCCCGAGGGAUCUAUAUAGCUUAAUGGCGAGGUUUGAGGGCCUAAGAGAUCGUCCUUAUUAACCAGUUUCAAUGAAAGACGUCUGGAAAAUGUCAGAUUUCAAUUUUUUGUUAAUAAGUCCAGUAUUUUCAUCAAAAAUAUUAUUUGGGUUCUUAGAAUUCAGUACUUGUUAACAAUUGACUACAGUAAUUUUCAUGGUGAGAUAAAAUCGAUCUUUCCAGACAAUUGAUAACCAAAAUCUUUGUUUUACAAAGAAUAUACGAAUGUUUAUGUGGUAAUACUGAAGAACGACUAUCCACUACACCAGYAUAGUAUUAUAUCACUGCGUGCACGAGUGAUAAUAACUUAAAACUGAUUUAUAUUAAAAUGAGACCCAAGAGGAAUUAAAAUUAAGCCAUUCAAAGAGAUAAAUAUUUCUGGGGUUUUUUUAUAUUUAAGGUAAAGCGAAAUAAUAUCCAAAAACAUCUGAAGAGACACUAUGCACCUUGUCCUACAGAUUGCUUGGAAAAGUAUUUUUGAAGCUUAAAAUGCAUUCUUAAGUCCAAUUAAAUGGUGGCCAUGGAGGGAUUGCCCCUAGAUGGCGGAGUUCGGCCUCGUGGACUAUCAAUUCGUAGUCCAGUCGACCUCGUGAUAUAAUGCAACAUAAGUUACUUUGAUUUCUAAGAAUCGAGCUAUUUGUGCAGAGACGCGCCGAAAUGUCUACAUGAAAGCCAUGGCAGAUAUAAGAUCGCCUCUUCUCACCGUUUGCCUUCUAGGUCUUCUAGUUUGCUGUGCUCUGCUUACGAUUGUGUCAUUCACGUUUUUUGUGUUCAUAUUGACAAAGUUUAGCGAUGUUGAAGUGCGUAUUACUGAGCUUGAAGAAAAUUAUCAACUGAAUUCAAACAUUGUUUAAAAGGAAGUACAACAAAAUCUCACAGAUUCUUUGACGAGAAAGUAUAUUACAGCUCCACUAACAAGUCAAUCAUGCUAUACAAGUGUAUACUGCAAAGUACAAACACAACGAGUCAUCCGACAGUCAUGAAGUACCAAAGUACCAUUCGAAAACGCACGUACAGACUGUAAAUAGCACGAUCUGUGAAACAGACAUAUUAAUUUGUCUGAAYGGUAAGGGGAUAAGCAAUGGACGGACCCCAUUUAAGAUUUUUUGCGGCAGAAUGGGGUAGGGCGUAGGUUGGGGGAGAAGAGAAAAUAUCUUUCACAGUAAAAGUUCCAGAAAAUUCAUUUGUAAGGCUUUUGGUAUGUAAUUUKGUAUAAAUUAACGCCUUCCGUGCAACUUAUUUUUGAAACAAUCAAUUUCAAAAUGGAUUCCAACAAUACUAUUGAAAUAAUCAUCAAUUUUAUCAGAUGAAAUAAUUGUACCUAUUCACGAUUCGGCUAUAUAAUUCUAAAAACAUUUUUGCGCUCUCAAAAAUGUUUUUUACCCUAGUAAGUAACAAAAACAAUCCCCUCAAAAAAUCAAAUGGCCUGUCACUAAAGUUCUUUCUUUCACKACAUUUGAUAGACGUMAAAAAGCCGUGGACUAUAGUUAAUAGAAUUGUUUUCUUUGUGUCUAUUUGACUUUAUCACACAGUUUGAUUUUCACGGGUUUAUGACCUCACUCUAUCACAAGACAUGYCAACAUGCAAGUCGACAGGGAACACGGGUUUUAAUUAAUUCGUGUAGGCAUAUCUUAACCUCCUAUGGUCAAUAAUUUUGCUGAGACUUUAGGUAUGAAUAUAAACUCUUUAUCUGUCCUAACGUAUUUCUGUUUAAAAGAUUUGCCUUCCUUAAAUUCGGAAGAAAUUGUCAAAUUUCUAUAUAUUAAAAAUCGUAUUUGUGAAAUUCAAUUAAUUCUUUGACCCGUGGCCGAGGCUCGAACCCCAUUCAACUCCAACCAUUUGCUUCUCAGACUUAUUGACCAAUCCGGAAUUUAUAUAUUAUAAACUAUAUCCUAUCAUAAGCAUAUAAUCUACUCGUAAACAAAUCAAAUUCAAUUCCUGAACUUAGUAUUUCAAGACGUCUUCCAUGAAACGACAUUGAAAAGGUUGUGGUUAGUUUAAUUACGAGUAUAAGUAAACGAACCGGCAUCAACUCAUCGAUCCCUCAGGCGUAAUGCUGAGACUUUGCACUCAYAAUUAGGUUAUAAACAAUUGCUUUUAGACUAGGUUUGCGUGAGGAAUAUUUCCUACCGUCGUAUAUUUGUCGGCACACGAAUAUACAUGUAACAGGUACAUAUGGAUAAACUAGUAGAACACCUGGAAUAGGUUUAGAUUACAAAAUGUAGAACUCGUAAGUACGUCGUUAAUUCAAAAUUUAAAACCUGCCUCGGGUCUUCMCGAGAAAAUCUGUAGUAAGCCAUCCAAGGGUACAGCUAGUCAGUCAUYCGACGUCAAGUUAUGACAUUAAACAAAAUCUGAGACGAUUCUUGGUGCGAAUUUUUGAAGAAUUUUUUGA